Molecule: messenger RNA, 1921 nt
Organism: Mizuhopecten yessoensis (Yesso scallop)
Lineage: Eukaryota; Metazoa; Mollusca; Bivalvia; Pectinida; Pectinidae
Exons: 2
Coding region: 1118-1819 (233 amino acids)
Source: RefSeq, a predicted model, not a curated record
AUUAUGUAAAUAUCUAAUUAGAUUUACAAAUGUUAAUUUUUGACAGUAAGCAAAAUCUUAUUAUUAUAAAUUCAAUCCAUUAUGUCCAUAUACCUACCAUCAAUGGAGAGGACUUAUAUAGGCUAUAAGCCUGUUGUCCAAUCCUUUUGACAGUGUAACAUUCUUCUAUGUCAAUAAAAUAUGUUGAAAUGAAAAAAAUUGACACACCUUCCAUUUACACCAAGGAGUCUAUGAAAGCGUACAAGUCGCUAGAUGCAUACAUAGACCAGGGGAAGAAAACCAAAAGAAUGGAAAUUUUUCUUUUGAGUAAGUCAAAUGACGACUUCAUUCCGACACAAGUUGAGAUAACCGCCUACAACGCUGUGUGUGGCUAUGGUAAGAUUGAAUACGGAAAUAACUAAAAUUAUAACAAGGCUUCAGAGAAGUCAGUGUCCUCUAGUACUUAACAAAGCAAUGAUACAAAUCUCCUGUGCUAAAAUAUCGUUAUGUCCUUUGUUGAGUCCAUCAAUAUCAACUUCAUCCUUUUAUAAGUAUUUUUGGGGUCUAUGUAUAGGCAUAUUUGGAUUAUAUGUACAAUAUGUCCAGGACGGUCGACGCAUGGCAACUCCAAGACCAACAGCAGGCCGUACAGACGAACAAAACCGGAGGUGCUGACAGAAGUUGGAAAACUGUCAGAAACCAUGGGUCCUCGCAAUGUGUAGGAAAUGAUGCACCACACUAACGACGAUACCGUCAUGCUUCCUAUGUCCAUGCAACAGGUUCGGUACAAAAGGAAACGGGUCCUCGAAGAAGAAACAACAGACUGGAUGCCUUCCAUGUAUAGGAAACUUAACACGUUGCAGCUCUUACCGCCAUUGCGCAAGACCACCCUUUUGUGAAGAAUGUAGUGUUUUCGGAUUCUAAAGUACCAUCUGUUGUGUGUUUUACCACCGACCAAAUCCAGGAUGUUUUUGUCACCUUAAGUGUUUUUAAACACAAAGGUGUUAAGAAAAGACUUACAGAUGACCACCCUCUUUGUCUUCGACCAGUUUUUCUCCAUGGGAACUCUGACUUUGAGACAUACAACAUCUUCUUUGCUAUUCUGAGUGGAAAGUUUAAUGAGCAGGAAGUUUCGCUGAUGACCAUUGGUUCGGAUGAUGAAACUGCAAUUAGGAAAGCAAGUGUCCUUCAGCCUGCAAUACGGUUUGCACUGAAGAACAAUGUCAAGUAUUACCUUGGGAAGCAGGUAUCUACAACAGCCACUGAAAGGAAAACUAUUGUAGAGAUAUUCUUUGGUGUCAACGAUAUAACGGCAUCAGAGGACAUGGAUGUGCUACGAUACCGGGUGGACAAUGCUUUAGCUGAGUGGACCAAAAUGCCCAGAUUCGUGGAGUAUUUCAAGCGGAGACUACUUCCAAUCAUCCAGGAUAAUGUGUGUGUAUCUGAGCAGACACGGCAGAUAACAAAAGCGUGGACAAACAACAACUGCGAGUCCAUCAACCAUGUCCUGAAGGUAAAGACAGACUGGAAGCAGUUAAAACAUGUUAAUGCAAAGUACCAAUAUGUGAAACGGGCCCUAUACAACGAAGGAUCCUUCUACUUGUCUGAAUGCUUUGUUCAUCAUCAAGUCACUCCCGAUGUUUGGUUCAACAAAACUGAAGAAGAAAGAAGUUCAGCCUUCAAGAGGUUCAUGGCAGACAAGGGCAGAAAACCAACAAAUCUGUUGACAUCAAGAGAUGGAUCGUUGACAGUCCCAUUAAAGGCAUCCAAAAGUAAGAAAAUCAACCAAAUUCGUCGGGCUGAAAGAACUACAACACCAAAGCGACAGCGGAAGGCAUAGUGUUCUCGAUAUAUUAUAAGGAUGGACACGUUACUCCAAAAUGCCUUGUUUCGUUUCAACCCCAUUAUUACCAAUGGUAGGCAUAUUUGCAAUAAGCCAUAA